Molecule: messenger RNA, 2257 nt
Organism: Cyclopterus lumpus (lumpfish)
Lineage: Eukaryota; Metazoa; Chordata; Actinopteri; Perciformes; Cyclopteridae
Gene: ccr6b
Product: chemokine (C-C motif) receptor 6b
Exons: 2
Coding region: 101-1201 (366 amino acids)
Biological process (GO): G protein-coupled receptor signaling pathway; immune response; chemotaxis
Cellular component (GO): membrane
Molecular function (GO): chemokine receptor activity
Source: RefSeq, a predicted model, not a curated record
GCAGGUAGAGCCUCAUCAAAAGCAGGAACACAGUGAUGUGCUGUCACAGCCUCGGAGACAUCUAGCCACGCUCCGGUUCUGCGAGGUGUGCGUGACCCGAAUGGAGGACAUGCAAAACAUGACGUCGGUGACUCCAGACUAUGAUUACAGUACAGCUGAAAAUGAGGAAGGGCCCUGCAACCUGGACCCCAGCCUCCCAGAAGUAAUCGCCCAAGCGUACAUCCACUCCAUCAUAUGUGCCUUCGGCCUGCUCGGCAACGCUCUCGUGAUCGUCACCUACAUAUUCUACAAGAGGACCAAGACGAUGACAGACGUGUACCUCUUCAACGUCGCCGUGGCCGACCUGAUCUUCGUGGUCGCCCUGCCGUUCAUCAUCUACAACGAGCAGCACAGUUGGUUCAUGGGCCCCGUGGCUUGCAAGAUGCUGCGGUCCGCCUACAGCAUCAACCUCUACAGUGGCAUGCUGCUGCUGGCGUGCAUCAGUGGCGACCGCUACGUUGCUAUCGUGCGGGCCAGAAGCUCCUUCGGUGCGCGCUCACGCACUCUGCUCUACAGCCGCCUCAUCUGCUCAGCUGUCUGGGUGUUCGCGCUGGCUUUGACUCUGCCCACGCUCCUCUACACCGAGCGCUUUGAAGAGACCGGUCUGGGGGCUCAGACCGCCAAUGUCGUGUGUCAGCUGUCUUUCAGAACGACAGAAACGGCCAAGCUAAUGAAGGUGGCGGUUCCCAGCCUUCAAAUGUCCGUUGGCUUCCUGCUGCCUCUGUUGGUGAUGGUGUUCUGCUACGCCAGCAUCGUGUGCACCUUGCAGAGAGCCCAGAGCAGCCAGAGGCACAAGGCCGUCCGCGUGAUUAUGGCGGUCGUGGUGGUUUUCAUCAUGUGCCACCUCCCCUACAACGUCACUCUGCUGACCCACACCCUGUCUCUUUUCAAGCAGAGGAAUUGUGAGGCAGAGAAGGUCAAACUCAAAGUGCUGGCCGUCUCCAGGAGCGUAGCCUACCUCCACUGCUGCCUCAAUCCCAUCCUCUACGCCUUCAUCGGGGUGAAGUUCAGGAGCCACUUCCGGCAAAUAAUGUUGGACUUGUGGUGCUUUAGCAAAAAGUACCUCUACACCACUCGCACGUCGCGCGCAACGUCCGAUUUUUGCAUCUCAGGCCGCAUGUCUUCAGAUGGCUCCAACAACAUCACAUCAUUCAGCGCAUGACACCGCAGCGUACGAGCCGUUAGCGACGACCGUUAGCUGCGCCGAUGACCGAGCUGGCACUUUGCUUUAGCUGGAAUUAGGAAGAGGUGAAUGCAUCUGUGCUGCAUGUGCUUGAAUGUAGGGCCUUGGAAACAUUAGCAAAUCACCUUCAUGCUAUAAUAUUGUUGAGGUCUUUUUUUACCCAAACUGUUCUAAAAGGCACUAAUUAUUAGCAUGCCACUUUCAAUAUGAAUGUAAUUGAUAUGAUCUAAAAUGGAACAUCAACACACAUGAUUCCUCCUGGUUGAGGAAAAAAGAGACAUCCUAUGUCAAUAUCCUCAUUUUCAAGUAGUCAUAUGGACUUAGAUAAAGCCAUUUCAUUAUGAUUUAAUAUUGUCUCUCGCAUAUUGAGGUACAUGAAAUUACAUGUCAACCACAAUUGUUGUUGAUGUUUUUUGUUCGAUAAUUUAAGUGAAUUUUACAUGUUAUGUAUGAAUGUCUUUUAGACUCAAGAGAAUGUGACAUCAUUCUCUUUACAUCUGUCAGCUAGCAAGUUUUGAUCCACUUGCAUUUCAUUUUCAAUUCAUCUUUACUUUUACAGAAAAUCCCACAUAUAUGAAUUCAGCACUUGAUUUUGAACAAAUCAUCACACACACACACAUAUAUAUAUAUAUUUCUUAUUGAUGUAACAUACCUAAAACCUCAUCCAAAAGCCAUUUUGAAGAAAUUGUGAGGCUUGUCUUUUUUGUGUGUAUUCCCCUAAAUUCUAUGUGAUUAAUAUGAAAAAGAUGAAAUAAGACGGUCUGACACAAUUUGUAUUUGUAUUUACACAACACCGUCGAUGGCAUAAACCCAACAACAUACAUGUGUGUUACUACACAUAAACUAUGGGACACACAGGACUGGUGGACGUGGAUGUUCAUGGAAACCAACUCACCAGGGCUGCUUUUGGUUCCACCUUUAAAAAUAUAACUGGAGGCACUGAUGUAUGAUAACAACAUCAUCAUCUUGUUUUCAUGUAUUCCCGUGUAUGAUGUUGACCAUGAGAACCUAAGAGUUCUUCUAUGCAUUUUAUAG